Messenger RNA from Panicum virgatum (switchgrass), 357 nucleotides. RefSeq lists its product as uncharacterized. The transcript is spliced from 2 exons. Bases 1 to 357 code for a protein of 118 amino acids. The record is from RefSeq and is a predicted model, not a curated record. Lineage: Eukaryota; Viridiplantae; Streptophyta; Magnoliopsida; Poales; Poaceae.
AUGGCUGGCCGCCGCUGCUUCUUGCCAUUGUCAAGGCUGGUCCUCCUGGUGGUUCUUCUUGGUGCUGCCCUUCACGGCGGUGGUGCCGUGGCCAGGCUGUGUGUAACACCCGGCGUGUUACACAGGCCACUGCAGGUCAUCACCGAGCCGCCUGGCGCCGUGGCAGAGGGACCGGGGGACGCUGCGCAGGCCGGAGCAGGUUGCGGGCCCGACCGUUCUGAGGCCGGCGGGGAGGUGAUCCUCGCCGGGUUCGCGGCCGCGUUGAUAAUCGUUAUCGUCUGCUACAUCAGGAUCACCCGGGAGAGCAGCAGCACUAGAGUCGGAGAGAAGCAGCAGGGAAGAUUAGGAGGGUUCUAA